Messenger RNA from Alosa sapidissima (American shad), 5971 nucleotides. RefSeq names its product protein phosphatase 1, regulatory subunit 3Ab (gene ppp1r3ab). Gene Ontology annotation, biological process: regulation of glycogen biosynthetic process. Bases 45 to 5828 code for a protein of 1927 amino acids. The transcript has 4 exons. Gene Ontology annotation, molecular function: glycogen binding; protein phosphatase 1 binding. The record is from RefSeq and is a predicted model, not a curated record. Lineage: Eukaryota; Metazoa; Chordata; Actinopteri; Clupeiformes; Clupeidae. Gene Ontology annotation, cellular component: protein phosphatase type 1 complex.
GGCUCCAUCUUUACCCUCUCACUGUGUCAGGGGGAGCUGGGCUGAUGGAGUCAGGGGGAGCACAGGGGCCCAAAGCAGGCUCCUACUGCCUGCUCGCUCCAGGGCCCUGUUUCCUGGAUGAAGAGGAGGAUGUGGAGAUCAAUGGGAUCAGACCCAAGUGCUCCCCUCUCCCCAAGAGAAGGAGCUCAGAGUCUCUGGAUGUUUGUCAACCCCCUCCCUCCAGCACCAGGAGGGUGUCCUUUGCUGACGCCUUUGGUUUGAGUCUGGUGUCUGUGAAGCAAUUCAGCGGCUGGGACGUGACUGAUUGUUCGGGGGACUUUCUGGUGGGGAACACUGAAGACAGAGACUCAUAUUUGCUUUCCUCUCCGUUUCCCACUCCACUGUCCCGUGAGGAGCUUCUCAAGAGGGUCGAGGAACAGAAGCUGGAGUUGGAGAGUCUCACGUUACUCCCUGGAACGACCACACUGAGGGGGGUUGUUCGAGUGCUGAACAUUUGUUACAGUAAGACGGUGUAUGUGCGUAUGUCUCUCGAUCUGUGGAAAAGCCACUUUGAUUUGCUGGCUGAGCACGUCCCUGGGUCCACUGAGGAAAGGACAGACUUGUUCUCUUUCAAGCACACGCUAGUGCCUCAGACCAGCAGUGACGGGACGAGACUAGACUUCUGUCUGCGAUACGAGACAGAGCUGGGGACCUUCUGGGCAAACAAUGAUGGAAAUAAUUAUGUAGUGUUUUGCCACAAAGACACGGAAGUGCCUGAACAAAAGGAUAUUGGCAUAAAGGAGAAUAAACUACUCAAGAAAAGCUGCCUGAAAGCUCCAAGCCAAAGUAAAUUUUCCAGCAUGAAUCCAAGCACAAACGAAAUCCCAGAUGAGCUCAGUCCAGGGGAUGACUCUUCUGUCAAACAGCCUCUGGAGGCGCCAACAGUAACACAAAACAGAACUGACCAGAAGGAAAAGUUACAGGAGGAAAAGAAACACAACUCUAGACGGAGAAGACACCGAAGAGCUGCAAAACUGGCCUCAAUACAAGACCACUUUUCCAAGGCAGAGACAGACACACAAUAUGAGCAGGAAAGAAUGCAGCAGACAUUAGAUGAUGACAAACCUCCACUUCAGAACGAACAAACGGACACUCCAGCAGCAGCGUAUUUAGACGACAGGGGAAGCACAUCAACACCAGGAGCAGAACUGUGCAGCGAUGCCACGUCCUGUUCCCAAGACCUGGCAACUAAACAGGACUCUGAUGUUGAUCGAACUAGUGAAAUGGACUGGAUAUCAAAAGAGAAUGACAAACACGCCAUUUCAAACGAUGUGGAGGAAAUCAAAAUAAAGGAAACUGCUUCAGGAUCUGACAAAUCUGACAUAAAAGACAAACAAUCAAGUAAUUUGGAUGGACCUUUCGGAGAGCAUAUCACAGACACACUCAAGGAGAACAGCACAAAAGAUAGCACAGAUCUCAGUCAGAGCAGUCUCUACACUUUUGAGACUGUUGUGGCCCCGUUGUACCAUGAGGUAUUUACAAGGAUGACAAGGGUGACUGAGAUGGAACUGAAAGAUCAAUCAAAACAUGAGAAAGUGGAUGAACUAAACACCCUAGCUGGAACACAGAAAGGUUGUCCCCUUGUGAUGAAAACAAUUCCAAAUAUUUCAGAACAUAAAAACAUGAAUAAUUUACAGACCUCAAAUGACAAAAAAGAAAACUCCAAUUUAGGUCAAAAUGACUAUCAAAUCUGUCGAAGACCUAACACCAAACAGGAAGAGCUAGUUUGUGAAAAAACAUCAACAUUAUGCCUUCCACAAAAGAAAGAACUGUCCCAGGACACUGGUAGCAAUCAACAAAAAUAUUCACUUCAUGAAACUCCAAAUACUCUAGAUGUGCAAAAACAUGCCCAGCCACUUUCUUGUCACCUCAAAAUUGUGAAUCAACCAUCAGCUGACUCCAUCCUGGGUAAACAAAGUUAUACACCAACGAGUUCCAAGACAGCAAACACAGAUACAGAGCAUAUUCAGUCGCACAUGAACAUAACAUGCUGUCGUUCUGUAACUCCUUUAGAGAAUGUAGAAUAUGAGAUAAAAACAAGCAUGGAGGUUCAGCCACAAGAUUCACAAGACUCAGAUGGGAAGCUCUCUGGGCCCAUGGAUGACAGAUUUACGCAUGGUCCUCACUCCCCCCAAACUACUCAAGGUCCAGCUGUAUGUCCAGAGGGCAGAGAGAAUGCUGAUGGGACAGAAGAGGAUCCUAACAAGGAGGAUCCUUUACAAAUACAGUCUGACAACUUAACAGCUCUAUGUGACAUUAAAAGCACUUCCCAAGACAUGGCGCAGAUCCAGAUGCUAACUCUGGAGGAUUCUGGGAGCGUGCAAACUCAAACCCUAGAAGACAAACUCUCCACCUCUCCACACACUCCAGACACAGUUGUAACUGUCCAAAACAAUGAUCUUCAAAUGUCAGACCUCACACCUACACAGAUGCCUGAGAAAACACUGGGACAUAGUGCAGAAGGAAACCUGCAGGAGACAUCUAGAACAGCAGAAAACUCUCUAAAUCUCCAUGCAGAAAAAUGUCAAAUAGAACUAAAAUGUGAUCUAGCAGAAAACAAUGACAGAAGAGAGCCAUGUCUUUAUGUGAGUCCAGACGUGGAGGUAACACAUGGAUCUCCCACAGCCCUCCUGCAGUUAUCAUGUCCCUGUGAAGUGUCUGAGAACAUUACUACUGACCUAUUUACAACAUCUUCCAACUCCACUGAGUGCAAAGAUAUCCAGGGUGAGUUGGAUGAGGCUCAACUACAAGGGAAUAAUAAUGGAGAGACUGAAACACUGAAUGAUGUUCACACGGGUGACAGCAGAGAUAAUGAAGAAACUGAACUGGGGAUUCCUGAUGGGACUGGACAUGGUUGUGGUGACAUGAAGUUGGAACAAUUAGAGAGCAUGCCAUAUUCCUCAAAUAACACUCUUUUGCCAAUCAACCUUCAAGAAAGUUCAGUCUCUGUUGAAUUCCAAGGCCAAGAGGACCCAACUCUAACACCAACGUCAAAUAAAGAUGAAAUAAUAUCAGUCAAAACGCAAGGAACAACAAACAUCCAACUACUGCAUACCUCAGACAUAGAGAGUACUAUGGAGAAGAACCAAAUGCAGGCUGACAAUGACCUCAGCAUCUUAGAAUCUGACGUAAGGUGUAUGCAAACUACAGGUCACCUGGAUACCACAUAUGUCCAGGCUAAUGGUAAAAAAGACACAUUCAGUGAAAGACAUGAGGAAUCUACUCUACCAGUCACUAGUAAACACACUGAAGAAGGACAAAGACCUGAGGAAAACAUAUCAGUACCAUCUUCAGAAGAAGAAAUGACAAGAAUCCCACCUGAACAACACAGAGCAGAGUGUGCAGAUGCCCCUGGUGAGGUGGAUUCGGCUGAACUCCAUGAGAAUAAUGACGGAGACACUGAGACAAUGAAUGCUUUCCAUGAGUGUGACAGCAGAGGUAAUGAGGCAACUGAACUGGCCAUCCCUGACUUAGGUAGUCAGUGUUUUGAAGGACAAAAUCCUAAUGAUUAUGGUGAGAUAAAGUUGGAACAACUGGAGAGCAAUUUUAAGGAGAUACCACAUUCACCAAAUAACAGUCUUGCAGUCGCCUUUCAAGAGAGCUCGGUCGCUAUUGAGACCCAAGGCCAAGAGGGCCCAACUCUCACACAAACCUCUAAUGAAGAUGAAAUAACAUCAGUUCAGAGCCCAGGAACAAUAAAUCUCAAACAAAAACUACUGCAUAUCUCAGACAUAGAGAAUACUAUGGAGAAGAACCAAGUGCAGGCUGACAAUGACCUCAGCAUCUCAGAAUCUGUCUUAAGGUGUAUGCAAACUACAGGUCACCUGGAUACCACAUAUGUCCAGAUUGACGGUGAAGAACACUCCAAAUCACUCACCCAAACUAAAAAAGACACAUUCAGUGAAGGGCAGGAGAAAGUGGCUCAAGCAGUCAUUAAUCCUGACAACCAGGACACCUCCCACAACCAUGGGGCCCACAUAUUACAUACGAUACAAAUGCCUAAUAAAAAUGACAUCCAAACUGAUGACGAAAACACUCUUCUGAAAUCGAGGGGUGCAGAGCCAUUUAAAAAUCUCCACAAAGCAGAGCAAUAUGAGACUGCACCACAACAUGGCAUUGGCAGAUACACUGAGGUAGGACAAAGAUACACGCUAAAUAUGCCAAUCAUUACAAAUGGUCAAGAUGCUACAAGUGUCACUACUGAACAGCACAGACCACUUAUCUCCACAGAGUUCACAAACAACCCAAAUGAAGGAAGUAAAGCUGAAGCAGAGGGGGAGACUAACGAUACGGAAACCGAAUCAAUGAAUGAAUUACACAGGGAUGGGAAUUUAAUUGAUAAAGUCAUUGCACAGCCAGUCAUAGGUUCAGGUAUUUCUGAAGUUCAAGCAGAAACCCUGGAUGACAGGAUCCAACACUCAUUUCCACCAUUAGAAGACAUCAUAGUGCCUACUACAGAUUCUGACCCAACUCAAGUCCAACUUCCGGGACGUACAUCACCCACCCAGUUGGCAAAAGCAAAUAUGAAAGAAGAGAGCGGCAAGAUUGAGACACAGAAAGAAUCGAACAAACAGUACUGUGAUGGAGAAUCAACAAAACAGACAGCUGUGGGUGAAAAUAUGUGUGAUGGAGAAGACCAGUCUGAGCCUUGGAGUGAUAUGACGUUACCUGACUGUGAUGAUGCAACAGCCUCUCAUCCAGUGGGCCGUUGCACAGGUAGCACUGAGAACAUGAGUGAGGAGGCUAACAUUUGUGCCACUGAUUCAAUGAUUCAUGCUUCAACCUGUCAAGAAGAGACAGAUAUCAACAGAGACUUGUUUAUGACAGACCGCCACAUUCAGAAUAAGCCAGAUGAAGGUGAAUUUGUAAGUCUGGAGAAGGGAACUGAGGCAGUAACUAACGACUAUGAGUUAACAGAGAAUGAACAUAAAGCAUAUCAUGACAAUGCAAAACAGUGUGAUGGGGACUACAGCUAUUUCAGUGCUGAUUCAGUUUGGAUUGCCAAUGAUGCCAAUCCUGUCUCUGAGAUGGAGCAGGUAAACAGUGAGGCAGGAGAAGCAGAUGCAGACGCAGAAGCUGAAGAAAGUGAUGAUGACAAAGAAAGUGAACAAGGGAAUAAACUGACAGAGAAUGAACAACCCAAUGAAAUACCUGCCAAACAGCAUGAUGGUGUGGAGGAAGCAAGCAGCCAGAUAACAGAGAGAUAUGAGUUGGGUGCAGUGGACCUGGAAUCAGAACAUGCAGGAACACCUGAGGAUGACCCAUCAGAAGGGGACGAGAGCUCCUUGAUAGUAGAAGAGGGGGGGUCAGAGUCAGCUGAUAACUCGGCAGAAUCUGUGUCCGAUGAUGAGAUGGAGCUGUACAUGCAUGCCCUGAGAGCAGCUCAGAAAUCUGCACUCAGAGACUCAGCCAGCCCUGGAAAGAGAGAAAGCCCUGUUUUCAAAAGGUCCUCUGUGAGUAAGGCAGGCGGGGCAUUGCCAUGCAUUACUGAAUCCAUAGAUGAAGAUGAUCAACUCACUGUUGCACAGACUGAUGAACAAAAUCUAAAGCAACCACAAGCGGUCAGAAGCCCAGCCCCACAGCUUGCCCACGAAGAGGCAAACACUGCUACGGUUGACUGGACACAGAGUCUAUCUGUUGAAAAUGCCUCUACGGUGCUCAUAUGCAUGUUGAUGUUUGUGGUAUUCAUAGUUACGGCAUACUAUUAUGACUUUUUGGCUUGCUUUGUUCUCUACAUAUUUACUGCAUACUGGCUAUGUUGUCAAAAGAAGACAACACAAAUAAAAUAAAAUAUUUUAGCAAAGAUAUUUUCAUUCAGCAUGAAACCUUUCAGUGAGAUGUACAUCACUCCAAUAUUUUACUGGAUUUCUUAUUAGCUAAGGUAUUGCCUGUUGACUUCAAUAAAUCUGAAUGUGUCCUGCAUAAGCACGUA